This is a messenger RNA of Paramisgurnus dabryanus, 2325 nucleotides long. Its product is annotated as guanylate-binding protein 2-like. Gene Ontology annotation, molecular function: GTP binding; GTPase activity. The record is from RefSeq and is a predicted model, not a curated record. Lineage: Eukaryota; Metazoa; Chordata; Actinopteri; Cypriniformes; Cobitidae.
CACAAAGCGUACUGGUACUCUGUUUAUAGUAACCAUGAGAGUGAAAGUAAAAGUAUCGGCUAAGGAAGACAAUUUCUGCUGAUUUCUCUGAAAAGUCAUCGUGUAAAGGGUAGUUUAAAAAAAGUUUAGUUGAUAUUCAUUCUGGACUGACAGAAAGGCACGAGUCAGUCAUGGCUUCUUCUAUAUGCAUGCCUGCUCCUGUGUGUCUCAUUGAAAAUGAUGACAGUGGGACGCUGAGUGUCAGAAAAGAGGGCAAAGACAUUCUGGAUAUGAUCAAUGGACCAGUGGUGGUGGUGUCUGUAGUGGGACUCUACCGUACAGGAAAGUCUUACAUUAUGAACCGCCUAGCAGGACAACAGACAGGUUUUGCUCUUGGCAACACUGUUGAAUCAAAGACCAAAGGCAUCUGGAUGUGGUGUGUCCCUCACCCAUCUAUGCCAGGACACACGCUGGUGCUGCUGGACACAGAAGGACUUGGUGAUGUGAAAAAGGGAGACUCUAAAAAUGACGGCUGGAUCUUCUGUCUGGCGGUUUUGCUCAGCAGCACCCUGGUGUACAACAGCAGAGGAACCAUUGAUAAUGUGGCAGUGGAACAGCUACACUACAUUGUGGAGCUCGCUGAGCAGAUCAAGAUCAAAUCACCAUCAUCUGCAUCAGAAGAAGAUGAAGAGGGGGAAGAAAAUUCUAAGUUUGUGUGUUUUUUCCCAUUAUUUGUCUGGGCGGUGAGAGAUUUCACUUUGGAUUUGGAAAUUAAUGGACAGAAAGCGACAGAGGACGAGUACCUCAACUUUGCUCUUGAGCUGAAGAAAGGCGUAGGAAGAAAAAUCAGUGACUUCAACAUGCCUCGUGAAUGUAUCCGGAGUUAUUUUCCUUCCCGGAAGUGUUUCAUGUUCCCACCUCCAGCCUCACCAGAAAACAUGAGAUGUUUAGAGAGCCUUCAAGAGCAGGACCUUGUGGCAGGUUUUCUGGAGGCCACACGUCGUUUCUGUGAAUACAUUUUUGUGAAAAGUGCUGUGAAAACAUUGAAAGGGGGUCACAGAGUUACUGGGAAAUUGCUUGGUCAGCUGGCUCAGAUUUAUGUAGAUACAAUCAGCAGUGGUCAGGUGCCCUGUCUGGAAAAUGCAGUGCUUGCUCUGGCAAAUCAAGAGAACCAGGCCGCUGUUCAAGAAGCUUUACAAGUGUAUAAGAGUGGCAUGGAAGAGAUAACCAGUAAGUUCCCAGUAAGCAUGGAUAAUAUAACCCGCGUGCACCAGAAGUGCAGCAGUCGGGCAACUUCUGAAUUCAUGAAACGCUCUUUUAAUGAUAUAAAAGGAGAAUACAAUACAAAACUGAAGGAGGAGAUAGAUAUUUACUAUGCAGCCCUGCUUAAUCAGAAUGAGACGGCAUCUGAAGAAAAAUGCAAAGAGCUGCUGAAGAAUCUGUUCUCUGAAAUGAGUGAACGACUGCAGAAUGGAGCAUACAGUCAACCUGGAGGAUAUGAAGUCUACUGCAGAGACAGAGACGACACCAUUGCACAGUACCGCAGAGAACCAAACAAAGGAGUAGGGGCUGAAGCUGUGCUGAAUGAGUUUUUGAAUGAGAGAGGACCUGAAGCAAACAGCAUCCUUUACGCUGAUAAAAAACUCACUGAAAACGACAGAAAGAUCCAAGAGGAGAAAGAAAAGGCGGCUCUGCUUGAACAGAAGUGUAAAGAGGAGGAGGAGAAGCGAAUCGAGAGUGAACGAAUGAGGGAGGCAGAGCAAGAGCGUCAGGAGGACAGAAUGAGGCAGAUGCAGGAGAAGUUCAACAAGGAGAUGGAGCAACAGCGAGAGGAGAUGGACAAAGCUAUGGACAGCAAACUGAAGGAACAGGAAGAGCUCCUAAGCAAAGGCUUUAAGGAGAAAGCUGAACUUCUCAAUGAAGAGAUCAAGAGUUUACAAAAAGAAAAAGAAUCGAUAAAUGCCGGUGGCAUUUUUAAAGAUUAUGUAAUGCCAAUUCUCGCCACAGGCGCAGACCUGCUUUCCAGCCUCAUCAUGCACAAAUCAAUAGCGAAAGGUCUCAAAGCAUUAAAAGGAAAAUAAACACAGCCGUGGUGUCGAAUUAACACACAUUCUCUUCACACAUUAGAGUUUUACUGUUCCUCUGUGUGAGAUGGGUUUUUGUUCCUCAUUGUGUAUAUAUGAAUUCUUUGGCAAUAUUGAUUAACAAUCAAUAAAAAACAUUUGCAAUGGAUAUUAUCGUUUAAUACUCAUCAUUUAUCGAAGAAUGCUAGAAUUAUGCACACAAAAAUUUAUUUUACCUUGUACACCUGUGUCAAAGAUGUAUAAUAAAAGUCAUUUGAUUAAA